Molecule: messenger RNA, 972 nt
Organism: Striga hermonthica
Lineage: Eukaryota; Viridiplantae; Streptophyta; Magnoliopsida; Lamiales; Orobanchaceae
Source: the annotation of a GenBank genome assembly
AUGUCUCAUUCUCCAUCAUCAAAUUCAGUCAGUGGCUUCCUUAACUUCCUUGCUCGAGAGCUCGACGGCCUCGAAAACCUCUUCCUGUCUCAGAACUUCAUGUCGUUCGAUUUCCUUUCGAACAUCCUCUCGUCCCUGAGAUCCUUCCACACCAAACUCAUCAUUUUGGCCCAAAAGCUAAAGCUACGGGUCGGAGAGAAAUGGCUCGACGAGUACAUGGACGAGACCUCCCGCCUUUGGGAGGCCUGCCACGUCAUCAAGUCGGGCGUGUCCAACAUGGAGGCAUACUGCUCGAGCGGCGCCAACUUGGCGACUUUUCUCGACGAUCAUCGUGUCUUAAACUCGCAGCUUUUUAGACAGGUCACACGAGCCAUCAACCGUUGCCAAAGGGAAACCAUCCCUCUACAACACGAAAACAGGCGCAUAGCCGAGACCAAAAUCCAAUCACUAUCAAUAAAAUUCAAAGAUAACUUCCUAUCCGAGCUCCGGUACAACAGAUACAACGGCUUCCAAGGCGCUCUUUACGCCCUAAAAAACGCAAACACGCUGCUUCUCGCCAUACUUCUAAGUGGGCUCGUUUACUUUUGGCCCGAGACCAGCUUCUGCCGAGAGAACAACCAAGAUGAGAUCGUAAGCCCGUUUAUCGGCUCCAACUUUGUGGCCUCCAGCGCCAGUCUGCACGACAGGAUUGUGACUGUGGUAGCCUGUCUCGGGCUUGAGCCCGGAGUUGUUCUUUUCGAGCUUCGGGCCGCGAAGUUCGCAUUGGACGAGCUGAAAAUGGCGAUCGAGGGUACGGAUAUCGGGUAUGAGAAUGAAAUUGGUAUCGAUAUAGACGAAAGAGUCGAGAACUUGAGGAUUUGUUUUGGGAGUUUGCAGUGUGGGGCCGAGGGGAUAACUGGGCAGUUGGAUGAUUUCUUUGACGAGAUUGUGGAGGGAAGGAAGAUGCUUUUCGACAUGUGCUCGAAUAGAUAG